AAUAAGCCUUAGAAAAUGUCACUUAAUCUUUUUUUUAACUUAUUCUGUAUAUAGUAUGUGUUUUUCUUUUUUAGAGGAAUUGCUUUGGCUGAAAAAAUAAAUACGCCAGCAGUGUAUCAAGAUUGUGCUAGUAUAUUGGAAGAAAUGAAGGUGAUAUCAGAUGCUGCAUUUUUAUAUGAAAAGGGUGGAUUUUUGGAAAAUGCUGCAGCGUUGUACAUAAAGUUGAAAAACUGGAAAAAAGUAAAAGAUUUCUUACCGUAUAUUACCUCACCAAAAGUGUUCAGCCAGUAUGCAAAGUCUCAGGAAGCUGAAGGAAAAUAUUCAGAGGCAGCAGCAGCAUAUGAAAAUGCAUCUGAAUAUGCAGAAGCUAUUAGGGUCUAUUUAAACCAUUUGAAAGAUCCAGAUUCUGCAGUGAAGAUUGCAAAAACUUCUAAUUCUUUAGAAGGAGCCCGCAUGGUUGCAAGAUUUUUCCAGAGUUACAAUGAUAGUCCUUCAGCUAUAAAAUUUCUAGUCUUAUCAUAUUGUAAAAGUGAAGCACUUGUAUUAGCUCAGGAGUCACAUAACAUGGAUGUUUUUGCUGAAGCUAUUGGUGAAAAUGGAGAUCCCGAAGAUUACAUUAACAUUGCUGUGUAUUAUGAAGAUAAGCAAAAUCUCCUUCUUGCAGGAAAAUAUUUUAUUUUAGCACAUCGUUAUAAAAAGGCUAUCAAAUUGCUGCUUGAAGUGAGUGGUCAGGAUGAAGAUGAGAGUAUUAAACUUGCCAUUGAAGCUGCUGGUCGUGCUCGAGAUGAGCACUUAACUCGUCAGCUUAUAAAUCAUAUUAUGGGUGAGACAGAUGGUGCUGUGAAGGAUUUGCGUCAUCUGUAUAAUUUGUAUCUUACCCUGGGUCAAAUUAAAGAAGCUGCAAGAACUGCUGUUAUUAUGGCUAGUGCUGAGCAAAACUCAGGUACAUACAAAAAUGCACGUCUGCUUUUAUUGGGCAUGUAUCAAAAACUGAAGGAAGAAGGUUUGAAAAUUCCGGCAGAAAUGUCAAAUAGCUUGAUGUUACUUCAUAGCUAUAGCCUUGGAAAAUUGCACAUGCUUAGAGGUGACCAUAUGAAAAGUGCCAGGAUGCUCAUAAGAGUGUGUGAUAAUAUAAACAGAUUCCCUCGUCAUGAUGUGCAGAUUUUAACAACUGCAGUUUUUGAGUGUCAAAAGGCUGGUCUUCACAAAUCCGCAUACAAAACUGCUGUUAUUCUUAUGAGACCCGAACACAGAUCAAAAAUAGAGGCUAAGUACAAGAAAAAAAUCGAAACUAUAGUAAGAAAAUCUCUAAAAGCUCAAGAUGUUGAAGAACCUAAAACGCCCUGUCCAUACUGUGGAGAAAAUUUGCUGCAAACAAGCUUAUACUGUGAACAUUGUAGAUAUAAUGUGCCUUACUGCAUUAUAACGGGAAACCAUAUUGUUUCUGGAGACAUAACAUUAUGUCCACAAUGUCAUUUCCCAGCUUUGUUUUCAGAAUUUUCAAAAUCUCUAUCCGUUGACAAGACAUGCCCUAUGUGUUUGACAGAAGUGUCUCUUAAUGAAUUGAAGCAAGUUGAAUAUAUUCCUCCUGAGAAUUUUGAUGAUGAACUUCCUUCUAAUUCACAAGGUAAAGUUAAGUGAGGAGUGUUAAAGAAUUAUUCAAAAAUUACAGACUCUUUAUAAAUGUGUGAAGAUGUAGUUAAAAAAUAGUUUUUAGUUUAUUGUGAGAAGUUAGAAAAAUUGAAGCUUUCUAAGACUGUGAAGACUGCAUUAUGUAAAAUCACUCUGUGAUAAUGUUGCAAAAUAAAUAAAUUACUGUGGUUUUUGG
Messenger RNA from Stegodyphus dumicola, 1828 nucleotides. RefSeq names its product intraflagellar transport protein Oseg6 (gene Oseg6). Lineage: Eukaryota; Metazoa; Arthropoda; Arachnida; Araneae; Eresidae. Gene Ontology annotation, biological process: intraciliary retrograde transport; cilium assembly. The record is from RefSeq and is a predicted model, not a curated record. Gene Ontology annotation, molecular function: protein binding. Gene Ontology annotation, cellular component: cilium; intraciliary transport particle A.